Labrus mixtus (cuckoo wrasse) is the source of this 2364-nucleotide messenger RNA. RefSeq names its product actin-related protein 3-like. Bases 138 to 1394 code for a protein of 418 amino acids. The record is from RefSeq and is a predicted model, not a curated record. Gene Ontology annotation, cellular component: Arp2/3 protein complex; actin cortical patch. Gene Ontology annotation, molecular function: actin filament binding. The transcript has 12 exons. Gene Ontology annotation, biological process: Arp2/3 complex-mediated actin nucleation. Lineage: Eukaryota; Metazoa; Chordata; Actinopteri; Labriformes; Labridae.
AACGGAGUGCGGAAGUGGUAACGGCACUGUGCGGGCUCGGGGUUCCGCCUGUGGACGCCUCGCCAGAUUUCUCCAGCCGAAAAUAGCCCCCUAUCCUUCAAAUUCAACCCUACAUAAGCAGCAGAGACCCGGGAGAGAUGGCUGGACGGUUACCGGCAUGUGUUGUCGACUGCGGCACUGGUUACACCAAACUGGGGUAUGCAGGGAACACAGAGCCGCAGUUCAUCGUUCCAUCAUGUAUCGCCAUCAAAGAGUCAGCCAUGGUCGGGGACCAGGCCCAGAGGAGGAUGAUGAAGGGGGUAGAUGACUUGGAUUUCUACAUCGGAGACGAAGCAGUAGACAAGCCCUCAUAUUCCACUAAGUGGCCGAUCCGUCAUGGGAUUGUAGAGGACUGGGACCUAAUGGAGCGCUUCAUGGAGCAGAUCAUCUUCAAGUACCUCAGGGCUGAACCUGAAGACCACUACUUCCUCCUGACCGAGCCGCCUCUGAACACACCAGAGAACAGAGAGUACACAGCCGAGAUCAUGUUUGAGUCCUUCAAUGUACCAGGGCUUUACAUCGCUGUGCAGGCUGUACUCGCUCUAGCAGCCUCCUGGACGUCCAGACAGGUGGGAGAGAGGACGCUCACCGGAACAGUCAUCGACAGCGGAGACGGUGUCACACACGUCAUCCCCGUGGCUGAAGGUUAUGUCAUUGGCAGCUGUAUAAAGCACAUCCCCAUCGCAGGACGAGACAUCACCUACUUCACGCAGCAGCUCCUGAGGGAGAGGGAGGUGGGAAUCCCACCGGAGCAGUCGCUGGAGACGGCAAAGGCAGUCAAGGAGCGGUUCAGCUACGUGUGCCCGGAUCUAGUCAAAGAGUUCAACAAGUACGACACGGACGGCUCCAAGUGGAUCAAACAGUACACCGGCAUCAACUCCAUCAGCAAGAAGGAGUUCACCAUCGACGUGGGCUACGAGCGCUUCCUGGGGCCUGAGAUCUUCUUCCACCCAGAGUUUGCCAACCCAGACUUCACCCAGCCCAUCUCUGAAGUUGUGGACGAGGUGAUCCAGAACUGUCCCAUCGAUGUCAGACGUCCUCUCUACAAGAAUGUCGUUCUGUCAGGAGGCUCCACCAUGUUCAGGGACUUUGGGCGGCGUCUGCAGAGAGAUUUAAAGAGGACGGUUGAUGCCCGGCUGAAGAUGAGUGAGGAACUGAGUGGUGGCAAACUCAAGCCCAAACCAAUCGAUGUCCAAGUCAUCACUCAUCAUAUGCAGAGAUAUGCAGUCUGGUUUGGAGGAUCAAUGUUAGCAUCCACUCCGGAGUUCUACCAGGUUUGCCACACCAAAAAAGACUACGAGGAAAUUGGGCCGAGCAUCUGUCGCCACAACCCCGUCUUUGGAGUCAUGUCUUAACUUUGGAGUGUGACAGAUAUGGGCUGGGCGGGACGGGACAGGGCGGGGGCUGUGGUAUGGAGAGGCAGGGUGUGUGUGGGGGGGGAGGGUGAUGUGUUAAUGACAGACAGGCUCAGGAGGUGGAGGAAGGUGAUGCUUCUGAUCUAUUUUUUUUUAUUGCUUGUUCAGGUGAUCCAGAUUGAACAAAAAAGUGUAUCGUGGAUAAUGUUCCUUUUUCUUUACUUCUGUUUAUUUUCUUUGUUCCUGAGGGAAAAUGAGGGAAAAUGGUUUGCAAGCCCAACAAUCUUCGGAACAUUUUCAGGAUCCGUGGAGCAACGUGCAGUCAGACAUGAUGAUUAUAAAGGUGUUGGUGGAUUAUGAUUUUAAACAUUAAGAGUAAUUUCCUGACACCAGAACAUAUUAUUUAUGUUUAUAAAAGUCCAGAUAGGAGAUCAUUGACAAGUUUAGAACAUAUUAUCGUCUCCUUUUAUUUUCCCAGCUUCAAAUGCACACGUCCGUGUAUCACAACAAGAGCUUGUUUAUAUUUCAUACUAAAGUUUUUUAUAUGUCAAACUGGGGAAAUCAGCGGGUGAAAUUAGAAACAACGAGUAUCAGAAAGAUGUUUUUUAACCCAGGGUGCAGCGUUGAUGCAGUGCAGUAGUUUCUCCAGUGUUAGUUAGGUGCUUUCCCUCCUUUUAUUCCCCACACAUGUCAUCGCUGUCCGCCCUUUACUUCUUCAAACAGAACAUUUAAUUCACUCCUGCUUUCACUUUGGGAUAAUAUCAGGAUUCCACCUCGAUGAUGCAGUGAAAGAAAAGAGAGCGGACUUACUUAAGGAGGUUAUAAAAGAUGAAAUAAGAAAGACUGUCAGACCAGUAUUGUUAGACUAGAAGUUUGUAUUAUUAUUAAAUACCAAAAUAUUAAAAGAAGAAUGGGGUUUGUGUAUUUAAUGCCUUGUAACAUUCAAAUAAAGGCUGAAAUUUGUUUCUAA